Merops nubicus (carmine bee-eater) is the source of this 1378-nucleotide messenger RNA. Its product is annotated as alpha-aminoadipic semialdehyde synthase, mitochondrial-like. Gene Ontology annotation, cellular component: cytoplasm. Gene Ontology annotation, molecular function: saccharopine dehydrogenase activity. Lineage: Eukaryota; Metazoa; Chordata; Aves; Coraciiformes; Meropidae. The transcript has 11 exons. The annotation marks the transcript as partial. The record is from RefSeq and is a predicted model, not a curated record.
GGAAAACGCCCAGCUGCUGAAGAUGGGCAAUAAGAAGAGAGUUUUGUUGCUCGGAUCUGGAUAUGUUUCUGGCCCUGUGCUUGAAUAUCUCACUAGAGAUUCCAAUGUUGACAUCACAGUUGCGUCUGUCAUGAAGGAACAACUUGAACAACUGACGAAAAAAUACAGCGGCGUUACUUCAAUUCAUAUGGAUGUCGUUAAGCAUGAGGACAAGCUGUCCUCUUUGGUGAAGAAACACGACCUUGUGAUCAGUCUGCUGCCUUAUUCAGUACACCCUUUGGUGGCUAAGAAAUGUAUUGACAACAAAGUGAACUUGGUAACAGCCAGCUACUUAACACCAGCUAUGAAAGAACUCCAGGAGAGUGUAGAGGCUGCUGGUAUUACAGUUAUCAGUGAAAUGGGUUUGGAUCCUGGUCUUGACCAUAUGUUGGCGAAGGAAUGUAUUGACAAAGCCAAAGAAGUUGGUGCUACGGUUGUAUCCUACACCUCUUUCUGCGGUGGCCUACCAGCUCCAGAGCACUCUGACAAUCCUCUGAGAUACAAGUUCAGCUGGAGCCCACAAGGAGUGUUGCUGAAUACAGUUCAGUCUGCUACAUAUUUAAAAAAUGGAGAGAUGAUCAAUAUUCCAGCUGGAGGGGCAUUGCUUGACUCUGUUACUCCGAUGGAUUUUUUCCCAGGAUUAAAUCUCGAAGGUUUUCCUAACAGAGACAGUACAAAAUAUGCUGAGCCAUAUGGUAUUCAGACAGCUCACACUUUGCUGAGAGGCACCUUAAGAUACAAAGGAUACUCCAAAACCAUGGGAGGCUUUGUAAAACUAGGAUUAAUUAACCCAGAUCCUUAUCCUUUGCUAAGUUCAACCUCGUCGCCUCUAACCUGGAAAGAGCUCAUGUGCAAACUGGUUGGAAUUAAGCCACCUGCUGAGUACCAUGUUCUUAAAGAAGCUGUAUUUAGCAAACUGGAAAAGGACAAAAGUCAGCUGGAGGCAGUGGAAUGGCUAGGUUUACUGGGAGAUGAACCAGUUCCAGCAGCAGAUUCCAUUGUGGGGGCUCUUGCAAAGCACAUGGAGAUGAAGCUGCCCUUUGGCACUGGAGAGAGAGAUAUGAUUGUUAUGAGAAAUGAAAUAGGUCUCAGGCAUCCUUCUGGUCAUUUGGAAGACAAAUUUAUCGAUCUGGUUGUCUAUGGUGACAACAAAGGAUAUUCUGCGAUGGCCAAGACAGUGGGAUACCCCACAGCUAUUGCUGCUAAGAUGGUUCUAGAUGGUGAAAUAGAUGCCAAGGGCAUGGUUCUACCACUGACAAAGAACGUUUAUGGACCAAUACUGGAACGUGUGCGGGCAGAAGGCAUCGUGUACAGCACCCGCAGCCUUAUCAAACAGUGA